Messenger RNA from Marmota monax (woodchuck), 5219 nucleotides. It is a transcript of the gene Cert1, whose product is annotated as ceramide transporter 1. The record is from RefSeq and is a predicted model, not a curated record. NCBI's taxonomy places the organism in Eukaryota, Metazoa, Chordata, Mammalia, Rodentia, Sciuridae. Bases 315 to 2189 code for a protein of 624 amino acids. The transcript is spliced from 18 exons. Gene Ontology annotation, biological process: ER to Golgi ceramide transport. Gene Ontology annotation, cellular component: Golgi apparatus. Gene Ontology annotation, molecular function: phosphatidylinositol-4-phosphate binding.
UGAGGUUGGCAUCAAGAGGGACUAGUUCGGGUAGCGGCGCCCGGCGUAGCGCAGGGGUCACAGCAACGGUGGCGGCGGCGGCUGACGGCUGGAAGGGCAGGCUUCCUUCGCCGCUCGUCCUCCUUCCCCGGUCCGCUCGGUGUCAGGCGCGGCGGCUACGGCGUCGUGGAGGCUGGUGGACUUCGUCCCAUCUCCUUUCCCCACCCGCACUCUUCGCUUCGGCAUCCCCCGACCCUUCAACCCCGGGACUGGGCGCCUCCUCCGGCGCAGCUCACGGAGCGGGGGCCGGUCUCCUGCUUGGCUGUCGCGCCUCCAUGUCGGAUAACCAGAGCUGGAACUCUUCGGGAUCGGAGGAGGACCCGGAGACGGAGUCCGGGCCGCCUGUGGAGCGCUGCGGGGUUCUCAGCAAGUGGACAAACUACAUUCAUGGGUGGCAGGAUCGUUGGGUAGUUUUGAAAAACAAUACUUUGAGUUACUACAAAUCUGAGGAUGAAACUGAAUAUGGAUGCAGGGGAUCCAUCUGUCUUAGCAAGGCUGUGAUCACGCCUCAUGAUUUUGAUGAAUGUCGAUUUGAUAUUAGUGUAAAUGAUAGUGUCUGGUAUCUUCGUGCUCAGGACCCAGAUCAUAGACAGCAGUGGAUAGAUGCCAUAGAACAGCACAAGACUGAAUCAGGAUAUGGAUCUGAAUCGAGCUUGCGUCGACAUGGCUCAAUGGUAUCUCUGGUGUCUGGAGCAAGUGGCUAUUCUGCAACAUCCACCUCUUCAUUCAAGAAAGGCCACAGUUUACGGGAGAAAUUGGCUGAAAUGGAAACCUUUAGAGAUAUCCUAUGUAGACAAGUUGAUACUCUCCAGAAGUACUUUGAUGCCUGUGCUGAUGCUGUCUCCAAGGACGAACUUCAAAGGGAUAAAGUGGUAGAAGAUGAUGAAGAUGACUUCCCUACAACACGUUCCGAUGGAGAAUUCUUGCACAGUACCAAUGGCAAUAAGGAAAAAUUAUUUCCACAUGUAACACCAAAAGGAAUUAAUGGUAUAGACUUUAAAGGGGAAGCCAUAACUUUUAAAGCAACCACUGCUGGAAUCCUUGCUACACUUUCUCAUUGUAUUGAAUUAAUGGUAAAACGUGAGGACAGCUGGCAAAAGAGACUGGAUAAGGAAAUUGAGAAGAGAAGAAGAAUAGAGGAAGCAUACAAAAAUGCAAUGGCAGAACUUAAGAAAAAAUCACACUUUGGAGGACCAGAUUAUGAAGAAGGUCCAAACAGUCUGAUUAAUGAAGAAGAGUUCUUUGAUGCUGUUGAAGCUGCUCUUGAUAGACAAGAUAAAAUAGAAGAACAGUCACAGAGUGAAAAGGUCAGGUUGCAUUGGCCUACAUCAUUACCAUCUGGAGAUGCCUUUUCUUCUGUGGGGACUCAUAGAUUUGUCCAAAAGCCCUAUAGUCGCUCUUCCUCCAUGUCUUCCAUUGAUCUAGUCAGUGCCUCUGACGAUGUUCACAGAUUCAGCGCCCAGGUUGAAGAGAUGGUGCAGAACCAUAUGACUUAUUCAUUACAAGAUGUAGGUGGAGAUGCCAAUUGGCAGUUGGUUGUAGAAGAAGGAGAAAUGAAGGUUUACAGGAGAGAAGUAGAAGAAAACGGCAUUGUUCUGGAUCCUUUGAAAGCUACACAUGCAGUUAAAGGUGUUACAGGACAUGAAGUCUGCAAUUACUUCUGGAAUGUUGAUGUUCGCAAUGACUGGGAAACAACUAUAGAAAACUUUCAUGUGGUGGAAACAUUAGCUGAUAAUGCAAUCAUCAUUUAUCAAACGCACAAGAGAGUGUGGCCUGCUUCUCAGCGAGAUGUAUUAUAUCUUUCUGCUAUUCGAAAGAUACCAGCCUUGACUGAAAAUGACCCUGAAACUUGGAUUGUUUGUAAUUUCUCUGUGGAUCAUGACAGUGCCCCUCUAAACAAUCGAUGUGUCCGUGCCAAAAUAAAUAUUGCUAUGAUUUGUCAAACCUUGGUAAGCCCACCAGAAGGAAACCAGGAGAUAAGCAGGGACAACAUUCUAUGCAAGAUUACAUAUGUAGCAAAUGUUAAUCCUGGAGGAUGGGCACCAGCCUCAGUGUUAAGGGCAGUGGCAAAACGAGAGUAUCCUAAAUUUCUAAAACGUUUUACUUCUUAUGUUCAAGAAAAAACUGCAGGAAAACCUAUUUUGUUCUAGUAUAAACAGUGUCAAAGCAAGGCUGUGUGACAUUCCAUGUUGGAGAACAAAAAGAAAAUAUUGAAUGCUCUAAGCUGGAACAUAGGAUCUACAGCCUUGUGUGUGGCCCAAGACCUUGACCUUGUGUACAAAAAUGAAGAAAUAUUGCAAUAGUAAAACUGAACAUCUAAUACUAGCUGUCUCGUGCUAGAUCUCCUGGCUCAGCAUAUAACUAUAAAUACAUGUAAAAUUACAUGUAUAUGGCUAUAUUUUUAUUUGCGUGCUCAGAAGAGAAAAAAAAAUCAACUUCAAAUCACAACUAGAAAUUGAUGCUUUAAUUUUGGGAAACUUUUUCAGAAUUUUUAAUUUCCUAUGGUCCAGCCUAAGAUUCUUGGUUGUCUCAGAGUUUGUGCACAAAAGAGAAGCACAAAAGUUAAAUGCACAUGGGGCAUGUGCUUUCUGUGCACCACAUAUCCAGAUAGGGUUCUUUUUCAGGCCUACAGUCAAACUCUGUGUCCAGAAUUUUUUUGAAUUUUUGCUUUGUAUAAUCAUAGAACUCAUUGCUGCUGAUUUCUAUAAUUAUUCAUGUUGUCAUGUAAGUGUCUUUUAAUAAUGAGGGCUGUCAAUAACGUGUGAUUUUGCCUUUUCUAUAGUCUUACUCCUAUGAAGAACCUUGGUUCUGAUGGAGAAAGAGUGAAAAGCUUUAUUUUUUUCCCCCAGAUAUCUUUAUAUUUCUAUUGUAUUUUUUAGUUGUGUACUAUGCUACAAUUUUUUUUCAAUUUAUUGCAAACACAAUUUAGUAAUUCCUAAAUUGGUUCUGCCUGCCUUCAAACAGAAAUAUUUGUACAAAUCUUGUGGAUAUAGACUACUUUCUGGUAAAAUGGUCAGGAUAAAAUGAGCUCACGUGUUCCUGAAAUUUGUAAAAGAAUAUAUGGUAUUACUUUUUAAAGCAAAUCAGACUGUUUGAAUUUGACAUUUUGAUUCAGUAUUUUUAGUAUUUAGUAACAGAUAUGUUUGUUGUAAUUCGGGUCAGUUUAAAAAAGUGGCAAAGGUAUGCAUAGAAAAUCUGAGCAGGGCUCCUCUCUGCCUCUUGAUCAGAAACCCUAGCAGAGCAGUAAAGGGUUAUACAUGAUUCAAACUGAAAUGCUUUCCCUAGUUACUUUAAGAACUUAACAUGUAAAAUAUCUUUUUUAGUUUUAGUCCUCUGUGAAAAAACCUUGAAGCAUGGAGUUGAGGCAAGGAAUGGUACUCGUUGAAGUCAAAAUGACUGCCCACUUCAAAAAUCUUCAUUGUGUUUAUACACAAUAUAUUUAUAUAAAUCAGAGGCAUUUUGUAGAUGCUUUGCUGUUUAUCUCUUUAGAAACAGAAAACAGACCCAUUUUGUAAAGCAGAAAAUCACGUCACAUAGAACAUGCCCUGUAUAUAUUCAUACGUGGUAAUGGAGUCUAAUGUAAAUGCAAGGUAAUAAUUUAAUGAUGGGAUUAGUCUGAUCACUUAAUAUGCAUAAUCCUGGAAGUAAAUUACUUGCAUCAGAUAUAGUGAUAUUUAUUAUUCUGUACAGAGAGAAAAAUACAUAUAAAACAUAUACUUACAUGCACGCAAAUUUCACGCUCCAUAAAUCUUUUCUAUUUUUUAAUUUACCUUUCUUUAAAUGAUGUGCAUGGAAUAUGCCUUAUUACAGAAAAAUACUGUUCAUAAUUUGACUGUGGAAAAGUGCCUAUAUGGUGGUAAUGUUAGUAAGGCAAAUAAGACAAAUUAUCAUACCAGUUUACUACAUCACCAGUUAACAUUUUAUAAUGUGAUGUUUAAAAAAAAAAAGUUUAUACCUCAAAUGUGUAUUUUAUUUUACAAUCAGCUGUGGGGUCGGGAUGGGAAAAUGGGAGGGAUUGGGAGGGAAAGUGUAUUCACCAUAGGCGCUGAUGGGAAUCUUAAAAAAAAAAAAAAAAAUCUCUAUGCCCACUAUAAAUGUUUCUCUGUUUGCCAUUUCUGGUAAAUAUAUGAACAUGGACAAGUAGCUCUUUGAUAACUAAAUUGGAUAGCUUUAUUUUACAAAAAUAUGGAAAGUUUACAAAGCAGUAUCUAAAUCUAAUCAUUAGUUGCAUUUGCACUAAAUGUGAUAUACUUUUGCAAUUUUUUCUGUAAAUAAAAAGAUUACACUAAAAAUAUUUGUAUUAAAAAAAGGAAGAAAAGUAAAGAUACAUUUUACAUUUAGAUAACUGCACUGGUACUUCACUGGAGUUAAUCCUGCCUAAUCAGAUUUAGAAAUGAGUUCCAGAAUAUGAAGAGUUCAAAAGAAGUCAAAAUUUGGAGAGGAACUGGCCUUUUAGACAAUAUUCAGACCCUCUAGAAUUAUUUUCAUAUGGCCAAUUCCUGUAAACUGAAUAUUCUUGAUGUUUUCUCAUCCACAGAUAAUUCUCUUUUCCCACUUUUACUGUUUUCUACUCAGUUACUCUUUUGUGCCGUGUUAGAAACCUGAAAAAUAUUGGUGUUGUGGGGGUUUUGUCCCUGAAUGCCCACUGAAUUGAGAGAGCAGUGUUGGAAUUAAGGACUUGUAAUUUUGCAGUGGGGAAGGAUCAUUGCAGCACUUAGUUUGGGAUUGCUGCAGAGGCAAGGGGAUGUUUCUAAGAGGUGUGAAGAAGGCAAAAUAAGGAGAAGGAAGAAUUGGUUUCCUGUUUGUUCAGUUUCAUCAACUAAUUGUACACCUAUACAUCAGUGUCAACUGCAGUUGAAAAAAUUUUCGUUGGGCUGAGCUGAUUCUCUUGUGAAAUUGUGCUGGUUAUCUUUAAGCUUAUUAGUUGUUUGUCCAAUUAAACACUUCACCAGUAUUUAGUCCAGGUUGUACAGAUAAUGUAUUUGGAUUAUUGUCAUUGUUCAUCUACAGACUCAAAACAUAAUCAUUUUAAAGUACCUUGGGAGUGUGUAGAGUGUAACUAUAAUAGCUUUAUGAUUAUGAUGAUUUUUUUAAAUAAUAAAGUUGGAUCUUCCAUGUUACAAUCACAAAAUUAAAACCAGUAUUUAAAAGUGGAAAAGUAUUAAAAUAUUAUGGACAAA